UGAGAAGUGGUGUUCCUGGAAAGUUGUUUGGUUUGUUUGUGAGUCGCGAUGGUGAAGGUUAAGUAAAUCUAGGUUUGUCAGUAUGGGAAACGUUACCUUUCUUAAAGAAACAACCUGUUUUCGUUAUCACUAUUCUAAGAGAGAAUCCAAAAUAGCUUUAAAAACAGUCUAAUUACCGUCAGUGUCUUUGAGUCAAGUAGCUUUGUCCCCAGAUGACCUGUAUGGAAACCCGAGACCAAGAAAGGUAAGAGCAAGUGUGAAGGAACUUGCAGAAAACUGUUUACACCAUGAUGGGCCAUUUGCUUUUGAUUUUUGUAUUUCAAACAAAUGCAAGAAUUCUGUCCUAGGUUAAAUACCAGUCUUUGUUAUCUGUAGGGUAACAUGCUUAUAUCAUCAUGGAAUAGAACUGUUCUUCCCUCUAGAGUUUUUAAUGACUGAAAUGAUGAUAAUAACAACUACUAAAGCAAAUAAUACUAACAAUACGCAACAUCUGUAUCCUGUUUACUCUGGGUCAGACACUGUUCCAAGCACUCUACCUAGAUUGACUGAAUGAAAUCUCACACCAACCCUGUGAGUUAGGUAUUAUUAAUAUGAGGACGCAGGCGAUUUCUUGAUAAAGUAAUAGUGUGCAUUUUGGCCUCAAAGAAAAGUUUCUUCUUGCAUCCACUAAAACCCAGUUGUAAUGUGGAGGCUUAACUAAACAAGAGUUUCUAAACAUUUUGAUGCUUUUACAUUUUCUGUUACAUCCCCUAUGCCAGAAACUCUACCUCCAGUGAAUUGUUGGAAGAAAGCAUAGUUGCAUGUUAUUAAGUAUGUCUGCCAUGAGCACAUUUAAUUUCUCAGAGCUUCUAGUGAUGCCUCAUGGAACUCUGGGUUUAUAGCAUGUUAGCAAUUCCUCACUAAAAGGCACCUGGUAGCUGGCCCAGCCCCCUCAGAAAAAUGAGGUGAAGAGAGCAGACUCGAUGUGGAUAAAGUCAUGCAGCAAAUCAACAACAGACCCAGGCCUUACACCCAGGACUUCUGCCUCCUAACCUAGAGCUUUUUAUUUUUUUUAAUCUUUGUGCUUAGCUGCCUUGUUAAACACAGUUAAGAAACCUAUGAAGUGUGCUGUUCAGCUGGAGUAGAAAAAUGAAAUGGGUAGUUAUAGCUAUUUACCCAGUUCAUAAAUUCCAGUGGAUGGAAGCUCUUAUUCACUCUUACUAGGAAAAAUAGCCAAAGUGAAGAGAAAUUGAGGGCAGAGCAUCACAGCACAGUUGUUACAGUUGAAUGAAUGAAAGAAAUACUAAAAUGGAAACAGAGUUUAAGAUAUUCUAGUAAGAGUGUGACGGGACCAGUCACUAUUGAGGCUUAAGCCUAAUAAAGCAGGUUGAGGUGGUAGGUACUCUGCUCCAGGCCUUGUACUUUGACAGCAGCAGGCCUGUAAAUGUGAAGUGAUAUCAGUUUGCAAAUAUUCUGGCUGCAGCUAUACCAGAUGGGAUUCAGUGAUUCCCAUUCAGCUAACACCAAAUGAAUAUUUGUCACAUAUUUGACACUGAUGAUGGUGGACGAGUCACAGUUCCUGCCUAUUAAGGAGAGUUGGAAGUAGCCACAGGAGGAAAAUAGCUACAAAGGUCUAAAUGCUAUUGUGCAGAUACGAGAAAUGUGCUGCAGGUGUACAAAGAAGAGUGCCCUUAGCUCUGGCCACGGCGUAGAGGGAAGGCUUCCUGGAGAAGCUAGCAUUUUCGAGAAAUGCCAUCAGUGAGAAUUAAAAUGUUGGCGAAGAUAGAAGGCUAGAGGGAAGGAUGGGAGUUAACGCUCAAGGAGAAUCUAGUUUGCCUGGGGUAAAGGAGGAGGCUCACAGACAGCUAAAAAGGCUGAUUUCAAAAAUAUUUUAUUUAAAACAAAGACAGAGGAAAAAUAAUAAUAGCAAACAUUUGAAUGCUGUGCUAAGCACCUUAAUAAGAUCAAUCCUAUUUCAUCUUCAAGCAGCCCUAUGAGGUUAGUCUUUCAGCCCAGCUUGACUCAUGAGGUAGGGAGUUAAGUGACUUAUCCAAGGUCACAUGUCAAAAGACAGAACAAGCUUCAAACCCAGAGCCCCACACUCUCACUCUUACCCUCCCACGCUUUAGCAACCCCAGGAGGAGAGAGUGUGUGCUCUGCACAUUGUUUUUUGAGGAUGCUUUAUUGCUGGGGGCUGCUCCACGUUCACACCAAGUAUGUCCUGUGUGAGCUUACACCUUGGCUGUGGAAUCCCUUUCUGGAAGGCAGUCUUGCAGGCCUAGUGAUAGCCUGGCCCGGGUGCCAUGGGAGGAAGGAGGUCAUCUUCUGGGGGCCUUUCCAGUGCUGUGACACAUGCGACACGGCUGUCUACAUUGAACGAAGCACCACCACCACUGGGGGGAGUACCGCAGAAGGUUGACACAGGGUCUGUUUGUCUGUGCAGGUGCUGUCUCUUUACCCACACUCCAGUGACACAAAAUGCCCUUCAAUGGUGAGAAGCAGUGUGUGGGCGAGGACCAGCCAAGCGAUUCAGACUCUUCCCGGUUUUCCGAAAGCAUGGCUUCGCUCAGUGACUAUGAGUGCUCCAGGCAGAGCUUUACAAGUGACUCUUCUAGCAAAUCCAGCUCUCCUGCUUCAACAAGCCCUCCCAGGGUUGUAACAUUUGAUGAAGUGAUGGCUGCAGCACGGAACUUAUCAAACAUGACUCUUGCUCACGAGAUUGCUGUAAAUGAGAACUUUCAAUUGAAACAAGAUGCCCUCCCUGAGAACAGCUUGGCCAGUAGAGUGAGGCACAUUGUCCACCAGGCCUUCUGGGACGUCUUGGAAUCAGAACUGAACGCUGAGCCCCCUGAGUAUGAACACGCCAUCAAACUGUUUGAAGAAAUCAGAGAGGUUCUCCUCUCUUUUCUGACUCCUGGUGGCAACCGGCUUCGCAACCAGAUUUGUGAAGUUUUGGACACAGACCUCAUUAGGCAGCAGGCUGAGCACAGUGCUGUCGACAUCCAAGGCCUGGCCAACUAUGUCAUCAGUACGAUGGGAAAGCUGUGCGCUCCUGUGCGAGAUGAUGAUAUCAGAGAGUUAAAGGCUACCUGCAACAUCGUGGACGUGCUGAGACAAAUAUUUCACGUCCUUGACCUCAUGAAAAUGGACAUGGUCAAUUUUACAAUUAGGAGUCUGAGACCACAUCUUCAACGCCAGUUGGUAGAUUAUGAGAGAACCAAGUUCCAAGAAAUUUUAGAAGAAACUCCGAGUGCUCUUGAUCAAACUACAGAAUGGAUAAAAGAAUCUGUACAUGAAGAAUUACUUUCUCUUUCUGAGACUGCUUUAACUCCCGGGGCCAAAAACUGCUCCAGGCCAAGACUGAGCCCUACAUUGGUGCUAAAUAAUAGUUAUUUGAAAUUGUUACAGUGGGAUUAUCAGAAAAAAGAAUUACCAGAGACACUCAUGACAGAUGGAGCACGUCUUCAGGAACUGACAGAAAAGCUGAAUCAACUGAAAAUGAUUGCCUGCCUGUCCCUAAUCACCAACAACAUGGUGGGUGCUAUUACAGAAGGCCUACCUGAGCUUGCAAUCAGGCUAAAAAAGAUUUCAGCUGUUCUACUUGAAGGCAUGAACAAAGAGACCUUUAACUUGAAGGAAGUCCUAAAUUCUAUUGGUGUUCAGACUUGUGUUGAGGUAAACAAGACCCUGAUGGAGAGAGGUUUACCUUAUCUAAAUGCUGAGGUUCAAGCUAAUCUUUUAGGUCAGUUCUCAAGCAUCGAAGAGGAGGACAAUCCUAUCUGGUCCUUGAUUGAAAAACGAAUCCAGCUAUACAUGAAAAGCCUACUUUGUCUGCCAAACCCUCAAAAAUGCAUGCCUCCUGUGCCAGGAGGCCUCACUGUCAUUCAGCAGGAGCUAGAGGUGCUAGGCUCGCAAUAUGCAAACAUUGUGAAUCUCAACAAACAAGUGUAUGGACCAUUUUAUGCAAAUAUACUUCGAAAGCUGCUCUUCAGUGAGGAAGCCACGGGGAAGGCGGAAGCUUCAUCAUCUACUAACUAAAGAGGAACUGACAUUGGAUAAGAGAUUGGAAGCCCAGCACUUAGGUACCCAGUCUGUUUCCAUCAAUGGCAUUUCAGGUGCGGCACGUUCUCAGUCCUGUCUGUGGCACAGCGUUAGCCCAAAUCUGUAUAAUCCAGUAAUAUUAGCAUUGCAAAGACAUGCACGUCAUAAUGACCCUGUUUGUGCACCAUCUACAAGUCCAAAAGGAUGUUUUUAAUGAACAGAAAGCAAUUUGUAAUUAAUUAUAUUACAUAUAUAAUACUUGUAAAUGUUUUCUUAAGCAUAUAUAUCUGGCUUAUUCAUUCAACCCAUAAGGAGUUGUAUUUCACAUCAAAUCUAAUGAUUUUUUUAACUUUGGUACAUCUUCUUAAAGGGUUGAAAGUUGUGAACAUAACCAAGGGGAUUGAUGUUCUGAAUAAAUGAUGUGAAGUAAGGGGUAAUCGUAUUUGAAAUGUACAAUUAAAUUUUAUUAAUGUGUAAUAGAAACUUACAUAGUAUAAGUCCUCAAAUUCUACAAAUAUACCAAAUCACAUUUUGUGAUACCAAUUGUCAGUAUUUGUUUAGAAUUUCAAUGUAUUAAAUAUAUUUAAAGCUACAUACAAAUUUUAGAUAAAACCUCCCUUGUUCAUUUAGUGAGAAUAGAAACAAACCCCUUCUAAAAUUUUAUUCUAGAGGGUGGAUUCUUCUCACUUAUCCUGCUCUCUGAGGGAAACAGUUUUUGCACACAUCUCUUCGUGAAUGUCCCUGCAUUUCUCAGGCCAUUGAUAAGGUUUAUAGAAGAUUUUAAUAUUUUUACAUAAGGCAGGAGUGGUUUGAAUUGUUUUACUUGUAAGAAGGAGAAAAAUUGAUAAAAUGAGAUCCCCAUUCUCAGUGAAAUUCAUGUCUGAAAAAGAAACAGUUGAACUUUGGAAUUUUUAACCAUAUAAUGUGCUAGCAAAUGCCUUCUGCGCUGAUUAAAUUCUUACCUGCUGUGACCAAGAUGCUCUUCUAAGUAUCAUCAUCAUUUGCCAUUCUUAUGCAUUAAAUUAAACUUUGCCAAGAUGGCACUGGUUGUCAGGAUUCUAGAGAAAUCUGCAUACUGUCCUGGAAUUACAUACUUCUUCCGAAGUGUUAAGUGAAGCACUACCUUUUGGACGGACUCAGCCUGGAAAGUGCUUUAUUUGCAUGAGAUGCAUUUUGAUUGUUUGGUUUUCUGAGGACUCAUUGAACCUUAGUAAUCUGAUGGGGAAGAGUGAGUAGGAAGUAAAAAAUAAUGCUCCUUUCUUCCUCACCUCCUCUUCCUCACCAGGACCUUCACCAUUAUUGUGCUACCUAAUUAUUUGAUAAAGUUCUAGGAAAUGAUUGUGUGAGUAAAUUAUCUCCGGUCUUUACAUUUUGGAGGGGUCUGCCAGAAUUUGAGGAAAUUUUGAAAGUCAGUUUUUUUUCUCACAUGACCAAUACAUAAAUCAGCCAUUCUGUCCAUUUGAGCAGCUGUGUAUAAAUGGAAUUUUACUGAAGAGCAGCACAUCAUUGGUCUCACCCAUUGUUUCCCUCUUCCUGUAUUUCCAUUCUGCCUGUUUCCUAUGCUUAGAAACCAUAAGGUGCUGUAGAUUUUUGUUUUCAUUUUCUCUUAAGUUGAAGUAGUUUUCAACUGUGUUCACUUUGGGGCCUGGACAGCAGGGAGGGUCUGACAUAGAAAUGUAAUGUGUAGCAUAACUUUUUGUUGCUUCCUGAGGUGAACUGUAUGUUUAACCAGAAGACCAGGUGGUACACUUUUUUAUUAUCAGAUUGGAAUACGUCUGGUAUUCUUAUAUACUUGAUUAUACUGAGUUGCCAGCAGGAAAACAAUGUGCAUUUUUAAAAAAUGCAUUUAAAAUGAAGGGCAUUCUGCCUUUUUUUUUUUUUUAUUUUUUUAAGUGACAAAGUAAAUCUCAAUGUCUGAAGUCUGGAUUGAGGCAACUACAUUUAUUAGGAUUUUAAAAUCCUAUCCCUUAGCGUGUUGUUUACUUGGUUUUUACUGAAAUGUUUACUUCUACUUUUGAGAAUUUUCUUAACAUGGUCUUGUUUUGUAAUGUCAAUUUUAUUAAACACCAUACACACAUUUUCAUUCUUCUACUGCUAAAACAUGUAUUGUGUGCACUAGUUAAAUUUUAAAACAUUAAAAAUUAUUUCAAGAUA
Molecule: messenger RNA, 6174 nt
Organism: Physeter macrocephalus (sperm whale)
Lineage: Eukaryota; Metazoa; Chordata; Mammalia; Artiodactyla; Physeteridae
Gene: TCP11L2
Product: t-complex 11 like 2
Exons: 11
Coding region: 2458-4017 (519 amino acids)
Biological process (GO): signal transduction
Source: RefSeq, a predicted model, not a curated record